Molecule: messenger RNA, 1430 nt
Organism: Daldinia loculata
Lineage: Eukaryota; Fungi; Ascomycota; Sordariomycetes; Xylariales; Hypoxylaceae
Product: EF-hand
Exons: 4
Coding region: 134-1024 (296 amino acids)
Molecular function (GO): calcium ion binding
Source: RefSeq, a predicted model, not a curated record
CGAGUACGCAUCCUCUCCUUGUUCCAUAUAGUAAACAAGUCUCGCCGUCACUGCUGUCCUUACCAUCUUCAUUCUUUACUACCGGUACUAGUCGAUUCUAAACUCUAGAGCGACGUAAACAGCAAUAUACACAAUGGCUUACAACAGACCAUACAAUCCGGACGAACUGCCAAGAUUCGCAGAGCCCGACCAAAAAGGCGGCGCGCCUCACCCAUCCUCUCGCUACGAGUCCAAGCCCCAACCGCCUGUUCCUAGCCCCCGACACGACUCCCUUCCGACUCGUCGCACAGAUACAGGACGUCUGACUCCUACUGGUUACGCCCCGAGCGGUUCGAGCGGUUAUAGCAAUAAUAGUGGUGUCAGCCACAGCAACAGCUACGAUCACGGCUAUAGGCCGAACCUACAAUCUACUAUGUCGCCGCCACCUACCGCGACCGGCCCGCGACCAACGGCCCAUAACCGCCCACCUCCUGCGAGUCGGCCGCCUCCUUCUCCUACCCCUCAGGAAGGCGCUGCCGAUCCUACUCUGCUACCAUUAUUCAAAGCUGUCGAUAAGAACAACACUGGUCAGCUCUCCGAAAAGGAACUAUCGGCCGCUCUCGUAAAUGGCGACUGGACGGCUUUCGACCCGCAGACGGUGCGCAUGAUGAUUCGUAUGUUCGACAGUGAUCGAUCGGGGACGAUCGGAUUCGAUGAAUUUUGCGGACUGUGGUCAUUCCUAGCAUCGUGGCGGGCACUAUUCGACCGGUUCGACGCGGACCGCAGUGGCAAUAUUAGUCCGGACGAAUUCAGCAAUGCCCUUGUGGCCUUUCGCUACCGCCUCAGCCCCGGCUUCGUCGACCUGCUCUUCCGUACCUACGACAAGCGUAACGAGGGCGUCAUGAGCUUCGACCUCUUCGUUCAAGCCUGUAUCAGCCUUAAGCGUAUGACCGACGUCUUCAAGAAGUACGAUGAGGACCGUGACGGUUACAUUACCCUCAGCUUCGAGGACUUCCUCGUCGAGAUCUUAAAACAGCUCAAGUGAGGUUGAGACCGGAAACUUCAAGCUGUAUGGCUUCCCACGGAAUUAUUAGUAGGGGGUGAGCAAAGCCAAUGAUGAGGAUUGCCGUAUUUAUAUACGCAAUGGUCUGGAGAACAGAUGUUACCUGUGGGGCUAGCAGCAAGUUCAGGAAUACGUUGCCGAAUACGCGCCAUUUAUUCUGCGUAAGUGUAAGCAAUCCAAACUUAUGUUUCUAUGGGCGGAGAGAGGAUAUGCAUUCGAGGAAUUUCGUUAUGUGAGCUAUCAUGCUAUCUCAUGGGAGUUUUAGAAGUAGAGGCAGAGGCAGGCCCGCGGAUCUUAUUGUUAUUCUCGGUAGAUACCAUCAACCUAUCAUGGCCACAGGGAUGCAUAAUGAACGAAUUCGUCUAACAGACGAGAAAUUCUUUUUUGA